Messenger RNA from Funneliformis caledonium, 900 nucleotides. The record is from the annotation of a GenBank genome assembly. NCBI's taxonomy places the organism in Eukaryota, Fungi, Glomeromycota, Glomeromycetes, Glomerales, Glomeraceae.
AUGUAUCAAAAUCCAUCAGAAAAUUAUGAAAUACACGAAAAUAGAACCCAGCCAAAACUAUCAUCGGAUACCUUUUACAAUGGAAACAUCGCCUAUGAUGCCUUUUCCACGACAAGAGAUAAUAAUCUUAACAAUCAUCCACCUUACAUAACUGCGCCAAACGCAACUAGUAAUACCGAACAGUAUUAUUCUACUACCUCUUAUACAUCUGAAUCAACAUCUUACAUCGGUCAAGAUUUUAACGACCAACAGAACUCACCAAGUAACAUUCCCCCACAUAAUAAUCCUCCAACUCAUUCACCUGGCAUGAAUAAUGCUAGCUCUUCCCAAAUACAAACGGUUAAAAUUCUCGGUUAUGAUAUUAUUAUAAUCCCCACAUCAUCUCCGUUGGCAAGUUUAAUCAGUUUAGACGUGCAGCAUCAACUGCAACAAGUAAAUGUUUAUUCGGAUUAUUCUUCUUAUUCGGUUAAUCCACCACAAUUACAGGAUUAUACAUUUGCAAAUGGAUACGAUCCAACUUUUCAAUAUCCAUCUCACGCGCCGCAGUCGAUCGCUAGUGAUAAGAUUUACCUACCUAGCUCUCCUCAAAUACAAACGGUUGAAAUUUCCGGUUAUAAAAUUAUUAUAAUCCCCACAUCCUCUCCAUUAACAAGUUCAACCAAUUUAGACAUGAAUCAACAAUUUCAACAAGACAAUACUUACGUGGAUUAUUCUCGUUUGGUUAAUCCACCACAAAUAAUUCAACAACACUAUUUUUCUAGUGAAGGUGAAACUUCUAUUAACGAAAAUGUUAUUCACGCUCAUAUUCACGUUUCAGAUAAUACACAACCCCAAUUUCAACAACAAGACUAUUCAGGAUUAAACGAAUCGCUUAACAACUUUAACAACUUUUUUGGCUGA